Molecule: messenger RNA, 6225 nt
Organism: Felis catus (domestic cat)
Lineage: Eukaryota; Metazoa; Chordata; Mammalia; Carnivora; Felidae
Gene: PIK3C2G
Product: phosphatidylinositol-4-phosphate 3-kinase catalytic subunit type 2 gamma
Exons: 30
Coding region: 342-4367 (1341 amino acids)
Biological process (GO): phosphatidylinositol-3-phosphate biosynthetic process; phosphatidylinositol 3-kinase/protein kinase B signal transduction; cell migration
Cellular component (GO): cytoplasm; phosphatidylinositol 3-kinase complex; plasma membrane
Molecular function (GO): phosphatidylinositol binding; 1-phosphatidylinositol-4-phosphate 3-kinase activity; 1-phosphatidylinositol-3-kinase activity
Source: RefSeq, a predicted model, not a curated record
GCUCUACCCAUCUACUUGCCACUUGCUCCGCGGAGAAAGCAAGUCUGUGAAUUGAGCAUAAGGAAAUAGUAACCGUGUCUGAGCUGGCAAAAAGAUAGCUUCGUCCAGUGUCUAUGGAAAGGAUCACGUUAUGUAGAUGAGUUACCUGAUUCACUGAAUGAACAAGCUAAUACGUUGCCAGUGUCAACCUCCAGGCCAUGAUUUCACUUUUUUUUGUCUCCGAGCUGGGAUCAUUUUCACCGUGAGGAAGCCCUCUUCAAGAAAAUUCCUAUCAUCUUUCAUAAUAUCACCAAGUCAAUAUCUGGAGCAGAGUCAAUCCUCUCAGUUACAUAAAAUUAAAAAUGGCAUAUUGUUGGAAAACAGAUCUAAAUACCAGUGAAUCACAUGAAGAGCAGCAUGAGCACCAAGAAUUUCACUCUGUAAAUCAGUCCUUUUUCCCUAGCCACGUCAGUCUGGGUUUUGAUCAGCUAGUAGAUGAGAUCAGGAUUAAAAUUCCAUUCUAUCAGAGUGAAAUUGAAGAAAACACUGUUUGUGUACCCCAUGCACCAAAUUGGGACUCAACAAGGCAUUCAUUACAUGAAACACACCAAAUACCCUUGAAUGAAUUAACUUCUCAGACCUCAGAACUCUCCUGUCACCAAGUUGGGAAAACACCAGUAAUUGGUUUUAGGCGCUCUGUGCUACCAAAUCCUGAAAAUAUGAACAAACAAAGCUCUUGUGGAAACCCCAUAGGAAAAUAUCAUGGUGGUGAUGAUUACAGAAUAAAUAUUUCAGCUCCAUCAUCCACUAGUCUGGAUAAAAUUAAUUCAGAGAGAGAAUCAGAAAAUGAAAAUCAUAACUACCACAUAGGAUUUGAAAGUAGCAUCCCUUCUACAUAUCCAUCCUUCUCAACUAACUUCAUGCCAAAAGAAAAGAAUAAAAGAAGUAGAAAUAUGAACAUUGUGAAACAUUCUCUGAUGCUUUCUGAAGGUUCUUUUCCACCCAGGACCUGGGAAAGUACACAGCCAGAGAAUACAGAGCUGACAGGUUGUUCUAUUCAGCUGGUUGAAGUACCUCAAGGCAGUAAUAAGAGUCUGGCCUCCUUCUGCGACAAAGUAAAAAAGAUAAGAGAAACAUAUCAUGCAGCUGACAUUAAUUCGAAUUCAGGGAAGAUCUGGAGCACUACUGCAGCAUUUCCAUGUCAGCUUUUUUCCAACACUAAGUUUAAUAUAAAUAUUUGUAUUGAUAACUCAACACAACGACUUCAUUUUAAGCCAUACGCUAAUUAUCUUGUCAAAGACCUAAUUGCAGAGGUUCUACAUUUUUCUACAAAUGACGAAUUAUUCCCCAAAGAUCAUCUUCUAAGUAUAUGUGGCUAUGAAGAAUUCUUACAAAAUGAUUACUCUUUGGGGAGGCACAAAAUAUUUCAGAAAGAUAAAUCUGUUAUUCAACUUACUCUUCAUAAAAAUGGGAAAGUUCCAGGAAAAUUAUCUCGAAAGCAUGAAGAUGACCACAGUCAGUUUUAUCUGAACCAACUUCUAGAAUUUAUGCAUAUUUGGAAAAUAUCCAGACAGUGCCUCUCAACAGUAAUCAAAAAAUAUGACUUCCACCUGAAAUGCCUAUUGAAAACCCAGCAAAAUGUAGAUAAUAUUAUUGAAGAAGUAAAAAAUAUAUGCAGUGUUCUGGGGUGUGUGGAGACCAAACAAAUUACAGAUGCUGUAAAUGAACUAAAUCUAACUCUUCAGAGAAAUGCAGAGAAUUUUCAUCAAAAUUCAGAGACUUCAGCAAAAGGCUUGAUAGAGAAAGUGACAACUGAACUCUCCAGGGCCAUCUACCAGCUAAUCAGCGUCUAUUGCCGCAGCUUUUAUGCAGAUUUCCAGCCUCUAAAUAUACCUGAUGACAUUUCCUAUGUAAAUCCUGGACUCCAUUCCCACCUGAGCUUUACAGUGUAUGCAGUUCACAACAUUCCAGAGACUUGGGUGCACAGCUAUAAAACAUUUUCUUUUUCCUGUUGGCUUACAUAUGCUGGAAAGAAGUUGUGCCAAGUGAGAAGCUACAGAAAUAUUCCAGUCAAAAAAUUAUUCUUUUUCUUGGUCAACUGGAAUGAAAUGAUCAAUUUUCCUCUUGAAAUAAAGUCACUUCCAAGGGAAUCUAUGCUCACUAUAAGAUUGUUUGGAAUUAUCUGUACAACCAAUAAUGCCAAUUUACUGGCCUGGACUUGUCUUCCAUUGUUUCCAAAAGACAAGUCCAUUCUCGGGUCUAUGCUAUUCAGCAUGACAUUACAGAGUGAGCCUCCCAUAGAAAUGAUAGCUCCAGGAGUAUGGGAUAUAAGCCAGCCAUCCCCAGUGACCCUACAGAUUGCUUUUCCAGCUACUGAGUGGGAGUAUAUCAAACUUGAUUCUGAAGAGAAUAGAAGUAAACCAGAAGAACCACCAAAAGAGUGUUUAAAACAUAUUUUCAGACUUUCACAGAAACAGUCUCCCUUACUACUCUCUGAGGAAAAGAGAAGAUACUUAUGGUUUUAUCGUUUCUACUGCAAUAAUGAAAACUGCUCCCUUCCUUUGGUCUUGGGCAGUGCCCCUGGAUGGGAUGAAAGAACUGUUUCAGAAAUGCAUACCAUUUUGAGAAGAUGGAAAUUUUCUUGCCCUUUGGAAGCACUUGGACUUCUGACUUCUAGUUUUCCAGAUCAAGAAAUUCGUAAAGUGGCAGUUCAACAAUUAGACAACCUCUUGAAUGAUGAACUACUGGACUAUCUCCCACAGCUAGUUCAGGCUGCCAAGUUUGAAUGGAACCUUGAAAGUCCUCUAGUACAACUCCUAUUGCACCGUUCAUUGCAAAGCAUCCAGAUUGCCCAUCGUCUUUACUGGCUGCUAAAGGAUGCACAGAAUGAAACUUAUUUUAAAAGCUGGUAUCAGAAACUAUUGGCGGCUCUCCAAUUCUGUUCAGGAAAAGCCUUGAGUGAUGAGUUUUCCAAAGAGAAGAAACUUAUUAAAAUUCUGGGAGACAUUGGGGAAAAAGUCAAGUCUGCCAGUGACCCUCAAAGACAGGAGGUACUGAAGAAAGAGAUUGGAAGACUAGAAGAAUUCUUUCAGUGUAUAAAUACCUGUCACCUUCCUCUGAACCCUGCCCUGUGUAUAAGGGGUAUUGAUCAUGAUGCAUGUUCAUAUUUCACAUCUAAUGCUUUGCCACUGAAGAUUACUUUCAUCAAUGCUAACCCAAUGGGCAAAAACAUCAGCGUCAUUUUUAAGGCUGGCGAUGAUCUCCGUCAGGAUAUGCUUGUUCUGCAGAUUAUUCAAGUGAUGGACAAUAUUUGGCUGCAGGAGGGCUUGGAUAUGCAAAUGAUCAUUUAUAGAUGUCUAUCCACAGGAAAAGGUCAAGGAUUGGUGCAGAUGGUGCCCGAUGCCAUCACCCUAGCAAAGAUCCAUCGCCAUUCUGGACUGAUAGGACCAUUGAAAGAAAACACAAUCAAAAAAUGGUUCAGUCAGCACAACCAUUUAAAGGCAGAUUAUGAAAAGGCCUUGAGGAACUUUUUCUAUUCCUGUGCCGGCUGGUGUGUGGUAACGUUCAUCCUGGGAGUCUGUGACCGACAUAACGACAAUAUCAUGCUGACAAAGUCAGGCCACAUGUUUCAUAUUGACUUUGGAAAAUUCCUAGGUCAUGCACAAACAUUUGGAGGGAUAAAAAGGGACCGAGCACCUUUUAUUUUUACUUCAGAGAUGGAGUACUUUAUUACAGAAGGUGGGAAAAACCCACAGCAUUUCCAAGAUUUUGUGGAGCUUUGCUGUCGAGCUUAUAAUAUUGUCAGAAGGCACAGUCGACUGCUCUUGAACCUGCUAGAAAUGAUGCUACAUGCAGGAUUGCCUGAGCUGAGUGGAAUUCAAGACCUGAAAUAUGUGUAUAAUAAUCUUCGUCCACAAGACACAGACCUAGAAGCAACAAGUCAUUUUACCAAGAAAAUAAAGGAAAGUCUGGAGUGCUUCCCUGUUAAGUUAAAUAACUUGAUCCAUACACUUGCACAAAUGACAGCCACAAGUCCUGCCAAAUCUGCUUCACAGACUCCUUCCCAGGAAUCCUGUAUGCUGAGUGCAACCAGGUCAAUUCAAAGAGCGACAAUUUUAAGGUUCAGUAAGAAAACCAGUAAUCUGUACCUAAUCCAGGUGAUACAUGGUAACAAUGAAAUGAGCCUGACAGAAAAAUCAUUUGACCAGUUUUCAAAACUUCACAGCCAACUUCAGAAGCAGUUUGCAUCAUUGACUCUCCCAGAGUUUCCUCAUUGGUGGCACGUACCUUUUACAAACUCAGACCACAAACGAUUCAGAGAUCUAAAUCAUUACAUGGAACAGAUAUUAAAUGGAUCAUAUAAAGUUGCAAAUUGUAUAAUCCCAUAGGAACCCCAUGACGGAGUCUGGCUGGCUAGAGAAUAAUCUUGGGAACUCUGCUAGCUGCCAAUUCAGAAAGUGGUCCCACUGGUUACCCAGUACCAUGGCCAGGAACACUGCCUGGCCAUUCUCAUAAAGGAUGAGCAUUAAUAGUGCACUGGAUCAUGAUUGUACCCUUCAGAAACACCACUCAGAGCACAUUUUUAAUAUGUCUGUUACAAAUAAAGAGAAAGAAGUAAACAGUAUGUGUUCAUUAUGGGACUAGAACUAUGUAAUGAGGAAACUGAAAACAAAGAUAUAAAAUAAUUGUUGAAAAUGGUGUAGACCAAUAGUAAAACUAUACUAUAAUAAAUGAUUAUGUGUGGAUAUAUUGCAUAUACAUUAAUUUAAACUUGCCUACUCAAUAUAAAUUGUAUUCUAUCUUUUGAAUAUAUUUGGUUUUAUGUCUUAAUCAGUGAGUAAUGGGAAAUGUGUUAUAACAGAGGCUUCUGCCCUAUAGGAUCAAGGCAACUUAAUUUAUUUCAUUGGAUUUCAACUACUUUUUGUGUAUUUCAGAAUAUAGAAUGCUAUGCCUAACAUAGGACUUGAACUCAUGACCCCAAGAUCAAGGGGUCUCACCAGACAUCCCUUUUUAGAAUGUUGACAUCUUAAUGUUCUCUACUAACUCUAACAUUCUCCUAAGGUCAUGUCCAUUAACUUAUGCUAUAGUCAAGGGCCUCAUGGGCAUGGCACUUGUCUAUAAGGGAAAAUGCUGAGGGGAUAGUGGAUGGGAUUAUCAUCUUUGUAUGCGGAAGGCUGCCUUACUGAUUAUACUAAAGCUGUUUUAAAGGCGAUGCCUUUUCAGGGUAAUUGACAAAAUAUCUAGUAACCAUUGAAGGUGCCAGGCCUUGGCCCAUUUAGGCAGAGACAAGUAAGUGCAAAGUGGAAAGGCUUCUGAUUUCUGUCCCCAGUGUGAAGAAGACAAGUUUUGAGAUCCGUUUUUAUGUGGCAGCAGGCUUUCAAUAGGGAACGCUUAGAUGUAUCUGCUCACAGGAUGAGGUCUACAGAAAUGUUAGCAGAGGACUGUUAUGAGAGGGGAAAACAAAAGAGUCAGACAUAACAGGUGGGUAAGACUUGCAAAGGGGCAGCUUAACACAGCAAGGCUUAGCGAAUAUUGCUGCCCACCACAGUCACUGCUGUACACAGGCAGAUGAAAAAAACCACCACACAUAGAGGUCCCAGGUUUCAUCACAUUCACAUUUGCUAAUGUGCUAACCAAAAUUCUACUGUAGAUACCCCAGGAAGAGAUGUUUUUCUUUUGUUUUUAAUCCCUAUUGGUCAGUAUUUAGGAAAAGGAAGGCGAAGAAACUUCAGACACCACAUUGUUUUGUUCUUGGAUGAAUUAAGGUCUAAGAGUUGAGUGAGAAUAAAAAAACAGAAGGAAAAAGAAGAGGUAUUUAUAUCAUCAAACAUGAGACACUAUUGUAAAAUCACAGAUCCUAUAAAUACUCUAAGUGAGAAUAUGUCAGCCAUCUUCUCACACUGAACUUCCAACGAGGGGGAUCCCAUUUGUCUCUUACAAAAGGAUGCCAAUAUUAUAGAUGUGCCUUCUUCUAAAGUAACACCCCCCUGAUAAUUUAAUUGAAUUCAUUAGUUGCCAUUUCUAUACUACCAAACAAAUAAAGUAGUGCUAUCUUAAUAAAAAUCAAGUCAACAAAAAUUAAAUGUGGGCACUAGCAUAAAAGAGGCUAUUUUGGAAAACUGCAUUAGUCAUUCAACAAAUGUUUAUUGAUUGCCUACAUUGUAUAUGGUCUGGCCAGGGGUGCCUUAAUAGCACCUGUGAUCAAUUUUUUUAGAAUAAAUUGAGGAGGUUUUAAAAAGUAUGCUC